UCACGAUGAGGUGCAAGGAACCUGUGCAGGUGCCCUCACCGAGGGCAGAUCAACCCACCCCUGAUAAUGAGAGCUGCAUUAAGGCCAGUGCUGAGGAGAAACAACGGAGGGUGCAAUCACAGAUGUGGAAAGCAGUUGUGGGACACAACGUGUCAGUGAAAGUGGAGGCUCAGGGAGACGACUGGGACACAGACCCCGAUUUCGUGAACGACAUCUCCGAGCGGGAGCAGCGCUGGGGAGCCAAAACCAUCGAGGGCUCCGGCCGUGCCGGGCACAUCGACAUCCAUCAGCUGAGGAACAAGGUAUCAGAGGAGCAUGAGGUCAUCAAGAAGAAGGAGCUGGAGACUGGCCCCAAGGCAUCCUAUGGCUAUGGGGGCAAAUUUGGAACAGAGCGAGACCGAAUGGAUAAGUGCGCAGUAGGACACGAGUACGUUGCUGAUGUUGGGAAGCACUCCUCGCAGACAGAUGCAGCCCAGGGCUUUGGUGGCAAGUUCGGAGUCCAGCGGGACCGAGCGGACAAGUCAGCACUGGGCUUUGAAUACAAGAGCGAGGUGGAGAAACACUCAUCCCAGAAAGAUUACUCCAAGGGCUUUGGUGGCCGUUACGGAGUGGAAAGGGAUAAGGUGGACAAAGCAGCUGUGGGAUUUGACUACAAGAGCCAGGCAGAGAAGCAUGACUCUCAGAAAGACUAUUCUGUGGGCUUUGGUGGGAAAUUUGGGGUUCAGAGGGAUCGUCAGGACAAGAAUGCCCUUGGCUGGGACCAUCAGGAAGAAGUGCAGCCCCACGCAUCCCAAAGAGACUAUGCCAAGGGGUUUGGAGGCCGUUAUGGGGUCCAGAAGGAUAGAGUGGAUAAGAGUGCUGCUGGCUUUGAUGAGAUGGCAGCUCCCACCUCCUCCUAUGAGAAAACAAGACCCCUGGAGGCAGGAGCUUCCAGUGGCACCAGCAGCCUGCGGUUGCGGUUUGAGCACAUGGCCCAGUCGGCAGAGGAGGAGAGCAGGAGGCAGGCAGAGGAGGAGCGGGUGAGGCGGCAGGCCCGGGAGCACCGGCUGGCUCCGCAGCAGCAGGAAAUCCCUCCGAGAGAGAAGGAGCACACUGGGACUGGGGCAGCCCCUCCAGCCAUGCCAGCAGAGGUGCUCAGGGGUGCUGCUGGGGACCAGCCUGUGUCACCAGGAGAACAGGAGGCCAAAAGGGAUGAUGAAGAAGUACCACCCACUUUGCCACCAAGGCCUGCAGAUCUGGAUGCAGAGUUGUGCAAGGUCCCCAGCCAGGGUCAGCCCACCUACAGUGUAAGUUUGGAUGUUGGUGGAGACUAUGAGGAGCUGCCAGAGCCCUCUGACUACUAUGACAGCACCAGUGGAGGUGCUGACUAUGAGGAGCUGCCAGCCCCUCUGGAAAAGCUGGAUGCCACCUAUGACUUUGGAGGAGAUGGAGGUGAAGACUAUGAGGUGAUCCUUCCUCAGGAGCCCAGACAGAGCCAUCCCCACCUGGGGAGCACGGACAGUGCUGCUGAGGGGCAGAGCCCCGGGAUCUGCGCAGUGGCUCUCUAUGACUACCAAGGAGAUGGAGAUGAUGAGAUUUCUUUUGAUCCUGAUGACACAAUCACACACAUUGAGAUGGUGGAUGAAGGCUGGUGGCGGGGACAGUGCCAUGGCAGAGUCGGCCUCUUCCCAGCAAAUUAUGUGAAGCUUCUGCAAUGAAAUUAGCACAGUGCAAGCUGCUUCCUUCCCACCUUUUGUGUCUGUCAUGGUUUGACACUGGGCACAUGCCAGACACCCACAAAAGUCACUCAUUCACCCUCCUCUACCACAGUUUGGCAGAGGAGAGAAAAAUUUAAUGAAGCUUUGUGAGCUAAGGACUGGGAGAAAACACUCCAAGGGCAAAAUAGGCUUGACUUAGAGGUACAAAGGGAAUUUAUUACUAAUAGAGUCAGAGGAGGAUAAUGAGAAAUAAAAGAAGCCCUUAAAACACCUUUUUUCCCCCAACUCCUCCCUCCUUCCCACCGACACUGCAGGGAGACAGGUAUGGGAGUUUUGGUCAUUUCAUCACUGAGAUUUUCUUCCAUUGCUCUGGGAGAGGAGUCCUUCCCCGGUGAGAUCGUGAGGUCCCUCCCAUGGGAGACAGUUCUCUGUGAACUUCUCUGACACAGGUCCACUCUCAUGAGCAGCAUUCCUCCAAAAGCUGCUGCAGCAUGGUCACUGUUCCACGGGUGCAGUGCUCCAAGGACAGGCUGCUCCAGCCUGGCAGCAGGGCCCCCUCUCUCCACUGGCUCUCCCACUGGAUCACAGCCUCCUCUAGGCAUCCACUGAUCUGGCAUGGGCACUCCCCCGGGGCUGUGGGUGUAUCUCUGCAUCCCCUGGAGCUGUUCAUGACUCUCUGCAUCCCCCAUGGCUCCCCAGAGGCUGCAGGGGCACAGCUGUCUCACCAUGGUCUCACUUCAGCUGCAGAGGAAUCUCAGCUCUGGCCCCUGGAGCACCUCCUGCCCUUCCUUCUGCACUGACCUUGGUGUCUCCAGGUUGUCUCCCUCACAUGUUCUCACCUUCUCCUCUUCUCUGGCUGGAAUUGAAAUUGCUCCUCACUUAGAUCAUGGAGGUGUUUCCAUCAUCUCUCAUUGGCCCAGCUGUGGCCAGCAGCACGUCCAUUUUCAGAGCCACCAGAGGUUGGCUCUGCUGGACAUGGUGGAAGAUUCCAGCAGCUUCUCACAGAAGCCACCUCUGUGCCCCCCACUACCAAAUACCAGGCCAUGCAAAACCAACAAAGUCCACCUCUUGCCUCUGUGAAUCACAUAUUGAAGAAGAAGAAUAACAACAACAACACAAAGUGGGCACAGUUUGUUUGUGCUUUUUUCUAGCCAAAGAGGGGGAGGUAAGAACCUGUGAGGGAAACAACCUGGAGACAGCAAGGUCAGUGGGGAAGGAAGGGCAGGAGGUGCUCCAAGUGCCAGAGCUGAGAUUCCUCUGCAGGCCAUAGUGAGACCAUGGUGUGAAAUGUUUUCUCACAGUCCUUAACUCAUGAACCCUUCAUUUAUUUUUUUCCCUCCUCUGUGACAGGGGGAGGGUGUGUGAGUGACUUUUGUGGGUGCCUGGCAUUUAGCCAGUGUCAAAUCAUGGCAGCGUCUCUCUGCUUUAGCCUUUCCCAUGUUAUCAGCUUCAUUUGGCUCAGCUUGUUAUAUUCACAUUCAGAGAAAUAUCAAGGAGCAAAUUGGCAGUGCCAGAAGGAAUGCUUUGUCUUAUGCCCAAGAGGAUUUUGAUUCCCAUCCACCUCCAGGUGGGAAAGGUGGGGUGGUUUAAGAGCAUAUGAGUGCAAUACAAGGUCUCUUCUAUCUAGGCUGCCCCACCUGUCAGCCAGCAGGAGUGUGUCCUGUUCCCAGUGGGGCAAUUUCCAGAGCAGAAAUAGCAAAUCUAGUCCAGGCAAGGCAGAAGGGAUGUGAGCUGUGGGACCUUUGUCAGUUGCUGUGGCCCUAAUCAGGGGUCAGGGAAAAGAGCCCUGGGAAAGCCAAAAUUGUGUUUAUUCCGAGGAAGGGUUUCCAUUUUUAGGAGAAGCCAUAUUUGCAGCAUGGACCAGAGAAACAUGAAGAUGGUCUGUGUGACGCUUUUGGGCACAGGUGUGUCUGUCCCUGGGGCUGUGCCCUCCCUCCCAGCUUCUGCUCUGGCCUGGCUCAAACUGUGUCCCAGUGAUUCUGUGACAGCUCGUGUCCCCUGUGCCUGCUGGAGGCUCCUAAAAAGCCUGACUUGUUCAUCACAGAUGUGAGGGAAAGGCUGGGCAGGUGGGAAGCAGGACAGGAGGAAACAUUUUAUUGUUAAUGUUUAAAAAACAGUUUUCAGAAAUGCAAAGUAAAGCCCUCCCUCAAGCCCAUACCUCUUAGGUGGAUGUUCAGCUGCGGGAAUUGUUCUUCUGUGGGAUGCAGGUACCAUCACAGCAGGAAUAAGCCAGAGACAGCUGAGUAGAACAGCACCUGAGGUUCUGUGGGACUGAGGGGCUGUGGGAGCACACCUGAGAGGCUGCAGGAACACCUGAGGCACUGUGGGAGCACAGCCCGUCACUGCCACUGCCAGCAGUGUGUGCAGAGGGUGCCUCUGUGACACUAAAGCUUUAGAGUGAAGUGUGGUUUGCAGGUGAGUUCUGGACCACCCUGCAGUUGACCAAGCCUGUACUACCUGUGCAGGAGUGUGACAUUCCUGCUCAGUGUUUGAUCCUGGGAACACCCAACACUGCCUGUCACAGGAAAGGUGCAUUGGGAUUCAGGUUAAAAAUUAUCAAUUUUUAUGUAACUUUUCCUGAGGUUUCUUGUUUAGGUUUCUAUUUGGUUGGCUUUGGGGUUUUUGUUUGGAGUGCUUUGGGUUUUUUGUUUCUCUGAGGCAGCUUCCCCAGUCUUUUUCCUUGUGCAGUUUCUGCUGUUUCCUGCUGUCCCCUUCCAGGGGCUCCUCAGAAGGGUGUUCACUGGUCAGACUCUGAUGUGUCCAGUGACACUGGACUGAGGGUGCUUCAAGGACUUUUUAGAAUCCAGAAGGGUGUAUAGCAAGGAGGGCUGAGGGGCUCACAGCCUGUCUGGAUGGGAGCAACAGCCCAACCCAGCAGAUGGGUUACAGAAACAUUUCUUUCCCUGAAGAGUAAAAUCAGCAUGUGUUGUGUACUAAGAAAUGGCAAACUGAUCCCAGCAAGGCUGUGUGCCUCCUAGUCCCAGUUCUGACUCUCCGGUGGGUUUCUUUGGGAACAGAUUAGAUACUGUUGGGUAUCUCUUGGUAACAGCUACACAUGAGCGUGUUUGGGUCCAGCCGAUGUAGGUGGUGUGACUGCAGGUGUCACCUGCCUGUGCCAUCUCCCUUGCCCUGGUGAGCCCCUGCUCCUGGCUCUGCUGCAGUGCUCAUGUGCCUCAUGUGCACACCUGCAGAUUUGGCCACUUCCCCCACAGCCACAGAAUCAUUUGAGCUUGGGCCCCGCUGCAGACCCCCAUCCAGUCCUCAGCCACAGAAUCACCCAGAGCCACAGCACACACACAACAGGGAAAUUUUUCUGGCCAUAAAGCAAAGCAUUUCUGGUGAGGAGUUCAGUGCCACCAGCUCUGAGCUCAGUGCCAAGACCUCCGUGUCUGAGUGCAGCACUGAGGCUGUGGGUGGCCUGUGCAAGCUGCUGUGCUUAUGUACAGAGUGCUGCAGAGCCUCCCUGGCAGCCUGAGGAAACCCAGCAGAGAUCAGAUUUGAAGCCAAGGCACGUGGGGACAGUGGAUGGUGGGACAACCCCUCUUGCCCAGGCCAGGUUUUGCAGUCCAAAGCACUGCCCUUGUUCUGCACAGAGCCUGACUCAAGACCUGGGGCAGCCCUGAGGCAGUGCUCGGGGCCAGCACAUGUCUGGCUCCACAUGAAUUUGCCUUUUGCAGAGCUCACUGGCAGUAGCACAGAUGCAGCGCAUCCUGUGCCAAGCUCGGCACAUGGCAUCUGGAAAAUAAAGACAGA
Pyrgilauda ruficollis (rufous-necked snowfinch) is the source of this 5450-nucleotide messenger RNA. RefSeq names its product hematopoietic lineage cell-specific protein-like. The record is from RefSeq and is a predicted model, not a curated record. The transcript is spliced from 15 exons. Gene Ontology annotation, cellular component: cortical actin cytoskeleton; plasma membrane; actin filament. Gene Ontology annotation, molecular function: actin filament binding. NCBI's taxonomy places the organism in Eukaryota, Metazoa, Chordata, Aves, Passeriformes, Passeridae. The coding region runs from base 6 to 1697 and encodes 563 amino acids. Gene Ontology annotation, biological process: regulation of actin filament polymerization.